CCAGGUACGGAGCGUGCCAGUAUCAUGGAAAAGCUUUUCUUGCCUCUUUUGAUGCUUGGCACCAUGGCGAAAGCUCAGCACUGCCCCGGCCGCUGCAUCUGCCAGAACAUCUCCCCGACGUUGACCAUGCUGUGCGCCAAGACGGGCCUCCUCUUCGUGCCGGCCACCAUCGACCGGCGCACGGUGGAGCUGCGCCUGACGGACAACUUCAUCACCGUCAUCCGCCGGAAGGACUUCUCCAACAUGACCAACCUGGUGCACCUCACCCUCUCGCGCAACACCAUCAGCCAGAUCCUGCCCUUUGCCUUUGCCGACCUGCGUGCCUUACGGGCCCUGCACAUGAACAGCAACCGGCUGGCCCUCCUGAAGGAGGAGCACUUCCGGGGACUGACCAACCUCCGGCACCUCAUCCUGGGGAACAACCAGAUCAGCCACAUCGAGGCCUCCUGCUUCGACGAGUUCCUCUCCACCGUGGAAGACCUGGACCUCUCCUACAACAACCUGGAGACCCUGCCAUGGGAGGCCAUCGGCCAGAUGGUCAGCCUCAACACCCUCACCCUGGACCACAACCUCAUCGACCACAUCGCGGAGGGCACCUUCUCCCAGCUCCAGAAGCUGGUCAGGCUGGACAUGACCUCCAACCGGCUGCAGAAGCUGCCUCCGGACAACCUCUUCUUGAGGGCUGAAGUGCUGGCCAACGUCCGCGGGACUCACCCAUCCACCUUGACCAUCAGCUUUGGGGGCAACCCGCUGCACUGCAACUGCGAGCUGCUGUGGCUGCGGAGGCUCACGCGGGAGGACGACCUGGAGACCUGCGCCUCCCCGGAGCACCUGAUGGAUAAAUACUUUUGGUCGAUCCCCGAGGAGGAGUUCAUCUGCGAGCCGCCCCUCAUCACCCGCCAGUAUUCCAGCAAGGCCUUCAUCAUGGAGGGCCAGGGGGUCAGCCUGAAGUGCAAGGCUGUAGGGGACCCGGAACCUUCCAUCCACUGGAUCGCGCCCGACGGCAAACUCAUCCACAACACCACCCGGGCCACCGUCUACGAGAACGGCACACUGGACAUCUUCAUCACCACCUUGAAGGACAACGGAAUCUUCACCUGCAUCGCCUCCAACGCGGCCGGGGAAGCCACGGCCCCCGUGGACGUCUGCAUCGUCCCUCUGCCCCUGCUGGUCAACAACACCGGCCACAUGAAGGAGCCGGACCCGGGCUCCUCCGACAUCACCACCUCCGCCAAAUCGGGCUCCAAUGAAACCAAGAACCACCAGGACAGGAAGAUCGUAGCGGCGGAACUGACCUCUACUUCCGUGGUCAUCCACUGGCCGUCCGAACGGCACAUCCCGGGUAUCCGGAUGUACCAGAUCCAGUACAACAGCUCCUUGGAUGACUCGCUGGUCUACAGGAUGAUUCCUUCAUCCAGCAAGACCUUCCUGGUGAACGACUUGGCCGCCGGCCGGGAAUACGACCUGUGCGUCUUGGCAGUGUACGACGAUGGCGUGACCUCCCUGACGGCGACUCGGGUCGUGGGCUGCGUGCAAUUCACCACCGAGGGGGAGAGCGCCCAGUGCCACUCGCUCCACACCCAGUUCCUGGGGGGCACCAUGAUCAUCAUCCUGGGGGGCAUCAUCGUGGCCUCGGUGCUGGUCUUCAUCAUCAUCCUCAUGAUCCGCUACAAGGUCUACAGCGGGCAGGAGGAGCAGAAGAAGGCGGCCAGGGUCAGCAACGUCUACUCGCAGACCAACGGCAGCCACCCGCAGCCCAGCACCAGCACGUUGCCCCCCUCGGCCUCCAAAAUCGGGGAGGACAAAUACGAGACCCUCCAGGAGGUUGCUUCCCAGGACCCCCGGCUGGGCGGGGGCAGCAGGGGCGACGCCCCCCACGGGCCAGACGUCCCCUCGACCGAGCUGGAGAAGAGGGCGGCAGCGCAGAGGAGCCCCGAUCUCCAAACCGUGGCGGUCCUGACUUCGGAAGAAGGACAGCGGGAGGUCAGGAGGGCCGGCUCCUCGGUCUCCCUGUGCCUCCUCAGAGACCCCGGGGGGACCCCCCAGCUCCGGGCCAAACCGGGCAGCAGCGAGUCGGGGUCUUUCCCCCGCGAGCUGUCCAGGACUCGGCACCACCGCCAUUCCUUCGACGGGGAUUACGCGCUCUUCCAGAGUCACAGCUACCCCCGCCGCACACGGACAAAGCGCCACAUGUCCACCUCUCAGUUGAACUCGGAGGAGUCUCCCUUGAGUCACAGGCGGGUUACUUUCGGCAGCACGGAGUGGAUGCUGGAGAGCACAGUCUGA
Messenger RNA from Notechis scutatus (mainland tiger snake), 2286 nucleotides. NCBI's taxonomy places the organism in Eukaryota, Metazoa, Chordata, Lepidosauria, Squamata, Elapidae. The record is from RefSeq and is a predicted model, not a curated record.